This is a messenger RNA of Tetrahymena thermophila SB210, 1494 nucleotides long. Its product is annotated as MATE efflux family protein. The record is from RefSeq and is a predicted model, not a curated record. Gene Ontology annotation, molecular function: antiporter activity; xenobiotic transmembrane transporter activity. Gene Ontology annotation, cellular component: membrane. The transcript has a single exon. Gene Ontology annotation, biological process: transmembrane transport. Lineage: Eukaryota; Ciliophora; Oligohymenophorea; Hymenostomatida; Tetrahymenidae.
AUGGGUGAAGGCGGUAGUUCUGGCGAUAUAGAAGCUUUGGAGGUCUACGAUCCAAAGGAAGUACUUCUUACUAAGGAUCUUUUUUAAAUGUCAAGAGACGAAUAGAAAAGUGAAAUUUGGAAGGUUGCUAACUCAGCCAUUUCAGUUGGUAUUGGUAUUCUUUUGAGCAUUCUCUUUUUAUCAGUCAAUUUGCACUUUGCUGGUCUUCUCUAAAAUGACGCUAUUCUUGGAGGCAUAGGUUUAGGAAACAUUAUGAUUAAUUGCACUGGUUAUUUCCUUUUGGUUGGUUUGAACUAAGGAUUUGGAUCUCUCUCUGCUCGUGCUUUUAGUGCCAAGUCUUCAAUUUUAAUGAAAAAUUAUUUCACUAAAGGAGCAUUCACUGUUUUAUGUGUCAGUAUCUUUAUGCUUGUUUUUAUGUUUAAUGUGUACGAUAUAUUAGUCGCUUUGGGAUAGGAAGAAUAGGUUUCCUACUAUGCUUCAUAAUAUAGUUUAGGCAUCAUGUUCGGUUUAAUUUGCCUAUUUUUCUUUGAUUUCUUAAGAAAUUACUUCAACUCAAUGGGUAUAUACAAUGAACCUAUGUAUAUCUAGAUUGUUUCUAUUGUGACCUAGUAUCUCUUUUGUUUUGUUUUCAGUGAGUAUCUUGGAUAUGGAUUCAGUGGUAUCAUCUUUGCCACAAAUAUCAAUUACUUUUUCUUACUUUUGAUGGCAAUCUGGCUUGCAAAAAAGAAAAAUCUUGAUAUCAUGCCUGAAUGUAAAAUGGAUACAGUAAAGGUCAAUUACAAGAAAUACAUCCAUUUUUGUAUGCCUAUUGCACUUCCUAUGGUCGUUGAUAUUUUCUGCUUUGAAUUAAACUCCCUUUUGAUCGGAUCUAUGUAAAUAAAAGCUCAAUUCAAUGCUCAUAUUAUUAUGUGCAAUUUAGCUUCACUUUUCUACUCCUUCCCUCUUGGCCUCUGUGGAGCUCUUUGCACACUUAUAUCCAAUGCAGUAGGACAUAAUGAUCACGUUAAAGCCAAAAACUAUUUUAAGAUAUCUUAUAUUGUAGGUAUUGGAUUUGCUUGUGUUAGCACAUUCUUGUUUGUAUUUUACAAAAGAGAAUUAGGCUUAUUCUAUACAAGUGAUGAAGAAAUCGUUCAAUAAUUUGUAAGCAUUAUGACUAUUUUCUAAUUCUUUAUAGGUUUAGAUUAUCUCCAAGGUUCCCAACAAGGUAUUCUAAAAGGUGUAGGAUUAGGAAAAGUAUGUUUGAUGCUCUUUAUAAUCUGCUUUUAUGUAAUAGGUACAACAUCAAGUUGCAUUUUAGGUUUUGUCUUUGACUUACAGUUAAUAGGUUUUUGGAUAGGAUUUGUAUUAGCUAUAGUUACAGUAUUUGCAUCCCAAACAUAUGUUAUGUUAAAAAUAAACUGGUAGGAGCAAAUUCAUGAAUAGCAUGAACACUUACUUCAAGAUAAGAAAUUACUUGACGAAUUAUAAACUGAAUUAAUAAAAUCAGAGCACUGA